UGUGUGUGUGUGUGUGUGUGUGUGUGUGUUGCAUGUGUUUAAUGGGUCGGAUCAGUUCUGCUCCACCCUCACUGACAGUCAGCAGCGUUCCUGCUGUUCGGAUCAACAACACAGAGGCUUGAUUUCGGGACAGCGCGUGCGGAUUCUACACAUGAAGUGACUGGAUUUCUCGCCUUGGAUCUGUGGAGAUUUAAUCUGAGUCGAACAGGUUUGUGAAGUAACAGCAAGAUUGAUCUUAAUUCAUUUGGGGAACAUGGAAAUGAGUGUUCAGAAAGAGCUCUCUCCUGCCAGUGUUUUCGAUCGCUCCUGCAAAGCUGAUCAUAUUUUUCCCGUCGCAUUUUUUUAUGUUGGUCCUCACGGGAAACAUUUCAGAGUGGGAUUAUAAACUGUUCCGAAUACUUAAUGAGCGGAAUAACUGAUACAUUGUUGCAUUGAUGGAGACGGCGACUCCGCUACAACCUGUUACAUUCUGGAAUGUUUGGAAUCCUUUGAAGUGGACGCGGCGUAUCGCGCAGUAACGCAGUCAUUAUGACGUCAGGUUAUCAAUCACUACGCGCGGGAAACGAUCUGUAAAAUUAUUGCUCUUUAGGAGAUCUUAUCAAACUCUUGUCCAUUUAAAUCAAUGCUCAGGCCACGAGUCGGUCCGCUGUCAAUCACUGGCUCUCUGUCACAUUUCAUCACCUGUCAAUCAUGUUCUGUCAGCGAUACAGGCCAGUUCUAACAUUUAACAUUUGAUUAGAUUUACAAACAGGUAAAUUUGGUAAUAAUAUUCUUAAGUUUCAAAUCACAGCAAUCCACUGGAUUUUAUUGGACAGUUUCGGUGACCCCUGAGGAUUCUAGUGUUUUUGUGCUGGACGGAUAGCUUUGUGGACAGUGCAUAAUGUAUGGCCGGAGCCCGCCGCUGCAGCCAGGACAAUGAGGGUUCCUGUGCGGCGAUUGGCCGGGCUCUGGCCGUGGCUGCUCAUGGCUGCCUUGCAGGUGGCGUUGGGCCACACGGGCCUGGAACUAGCCGCUGCUGUGGAGUCCGAACGAGCCACGAUCAAGGUGACGCUGCUGAAGCAGGAGCCCACCAGCAGGACCAUCACUCUGGAAGGGGUGUUCUCCUGGGGCAGCGCGGGCAGCGCUAAAGGGAAACUCAUGCAGUCUCACCCGUUGUCCCUGUGUAACACCAGUGAAGAUGAGCGUCCGGAAACCGAUUUCAUCACCAUCGUCAAACUCGAGAGCCCAGAGAGCAAAGUGCCUCAGUGCCAACCGCUGCUGGAUAAAGCUCGUCUGGCGAUUCAGAGAGGAGCUCAGGCUGUCAUCUUUGACAUCACAGAUGAUCCAGCUGCUGCUGCUGCUGCGCUGCAGGAUUCUGGUUCGUUGACUCGUCCGGUUGUGCUGGUGAAGUCAUCAGACGCUGAAGAACUGAUGGGACUCGUCAACAAGAACGAAGAAGCCAUGGUGUUCAUUGACAUCAGGGUGGAGCCAAAAUGGCCUCCCUAUGACGUCGGCAUCCUGCUGACCGUGGCUCUGGCGGUGUUGGCCAUCAUCAUGAUCUUUGCUCUACGCUUCCGCUGCAGGUCCAACAGAACCUGGGACUCUGUGCACCAGGAGACCAUGCGUGCCAUCAGCAGGUUGGAGACGCGCACGUACAGCUCUCAGGGUUGCUCUGGAUCCCAGCGUUCUCACGGAGCUCCAGCGUCAAACAGCAGCUCCAAUUCCAGCCCGAUCUGUGCCAUCUGUCUCGAGGAAUUCAUGGAUGGCCAGGACUUGAGAAUCAUCUCCUGUGGUCAUGAAUUUCAUAAGGAGUGUGUCGACCCCUGGCUCCUACAACACCGUACAUGCCCUCUGUGCAUGCACAACAUCAUGGGUAAACAGCCUCAGGGUUCAGAUCUGGCGUCCCGUCAGCCCCAAAGGAGUCGACUGCCGCCCCCUCUACAAGAGCACAGUCAGGCCUUCCUCCUUCCCCAUCACUAUUCAAACCAACACCCUUACCCCCAGCACCAAGUCCCCUUUUCCCUGCGGCAUCACUACCCCCGCACCCCUGGACCUUUACCCCAACUGGGUCACUUUGGAAACUCUCCCCCUCUUCAUCCACGCACUCUCCGUUGCUUAACCAGCCGACCAUUGGGUGCUAGCUGCGCGUACCACCUGGCCCCGGAUUCCCAUCACGGACGUACACACAGAACAGCUGGGCACGGGUGUCGGACUGGUGGGCAUCACUAUGCGCCCCCCAGAAGGUCGUGUCACCGGUGCCCUGUAGGAGCUUUACGGAACGCUUCGGGUUCUUGCGUGCAUCAUUUGGCAUCGCCAGCAAACCACGCAACUCAUCACCUGCCGCGUGGCGGAGGCGCGCAUGGCCGCCAAGACAACAGCAGCUGCUCCGUUGGGAGUUACCACACGGAGCGCAGCGGUUACCUUGCCGACGGGCCGGCGAGCGACUCCAGCUCAGGAUCAUGCCACGGCUCGUCCAGCGAUUCCGUCUUGAACUGUACGGACAUCAGCCUGCAGGGCGUCUAUGGCAGCUGGUCCACUUUUCGUAGCUCGCUCAGCAGUGACUAUGACCCGUUCGUCUAUUAUGGACCGGGCAAAGCCCCACGCAGAGGGAGCAUGGAGGCCACGCAGAGGCCUCGUUCCCUGGACUCGGUAGUGAACCAUGCCGGUGAUGCUGGUGCAGUUUGCUCGGAAGAGCAGCAGCAGCAGGUGGCCGUGUUCAGUCACGUACACUAUCACAGGCAUAGACACCACUAUUACGAGGACGGGGAACUCAAUCAAGUGCCCGGCCAAGGCUCUGAUGAGGAUCAGGGGGCCACGUCCUCGACCAUGGCAGCAGGUGGCCCCUGUAAUGCAACUAAAAACAAAGACUCCACUGGGUGUCAGGUACAGCACCAGUCUUGCCACUGCCCCAAAACGGACCUCAGUUCAAGGAGGGCUGAGGAUAGAGCCCCGGACCCCGUAUCUUCCUCAGGUGCCUCUGUGAUCCUUCCCUCCCCUACUUUAACCUCUCCGUCCCCAUCCUGUUGCCACAAAGGCCCAGGGUGGACCACCAGACAGAAAGCAGCCGGCUGUCCCUUGGAAGCACCUUCGCCGGUUGUUCACUUCCAUCAAAGCUUGGACCUUCAGGAUGAUUGUAGCAUUCAUAUCCACUACGGACAGGGAGCGGGAAGCUACUGCUGCACACCUCCACCAGAUUUGGCCCCCACGCUGCUGCCGGUGCCCCUGAUCUUGGACUCGACGGGUAUGGCUGACUGGCCGUGCUGUAGCGGGGCACAUGUGGUGUGGCAGAAGCAGGUGCAACAGGCCCAUUCGGAGCCUCAGCUUCUGGGGCCCGCUUCUGGAAUGGACAGACCCCUGUGUAGGGCCCAUCACGGCCCAGGGGACGAACUUUCCACGGACAUCUGUCUGUACUGCCAAGCUCUACACAAUAGUCAGGGGUCAGAGGAAGAGUCUGGUGUUUGAGAAAACUCUUCAUCCAAAACUCCUCACGCUGCUACACAAGAGCCGAAAUGGACAAAACUCUUCGGCGUUCUCUCGCUGUCUCUUUCACAUGUUGAGUCUUCCAGAAAAUUCCAAAACAUCUUCUGCAAUAUCAAACUGCAUUACCCAGAAUCUCCAUACCUCAGAAUGUCAUCCUAACAAAGAUUUAUAAAGUAAAGUAAAUACAGAAAUCAUCAGUGAUGAUUCUAUGUACUCUUCAGAAGUAACUCACUGUUACUAGCACAUUUCUAAUGGGCAAAACAAGUCAUUGUUGGUACUGUCAAGGUACUUGACCCUAUACAGCCCAAAUGUGACUUUUAAUAGGCAAACAAAUGAUGUUAAAUCAGGAAGUUAUCAAAGGAUCUGGGAGGUUCGCAAAAGAAUGAGAGCAUUUCUUCCUUUCCUUUGCUUUAAAACAGGAUUCAGUCUGAGAAUUCCUUUUUGUUAAAGCCCUUAAAGGUAUAAGCACGUCUUCCCAUAUUCCAUUGGGAAUUAGGCUUGACUUAUGUACUCUAUGCAAGAACGCAGACACUUCUAGCUACGCAAACUUGGUUGUUGUGUUCUGAAAUGUGUCAGAUUGCAAUUCAUACCGCAACAUUAUUCUACAGUCAUUUUCUCUGACAGGUUAACUACUAUCAUGCUGGAAUCCUGCUGAGCAAGUUAAACUUAAGGCUGGAAUGCACUACACAAAUUUUGCCCACAUUUACAGUCUAAAUGAGUUAACAAUAGUUGCCGAAAGUCUGCACCAGUCUGCAGAUUGAUACACUUGGAGUUGACUGGUUUCACAGAAAAUCACGUAGUGCAUGAUGGGCACAGACUCUGAUUUUUUCACUUCAGACUAUGAUUACAUCAAUUCGGAGGAUAUAAAAAUAUGUUUGAUAUUUUGAGCGAAUUUUAGAACCCAUAUGGGUGUGUAUGACGCAUCGCUGCUGAAACUGAAGCUGUCCUCUAUCUAAAAGUGUGAUGAAAAUACAAAACAAAUACAAUAACAAUACAAAAGUAAACGGGUAACAAAUUAGCCUCAAUAUUUGACCGCAUCUACCCACCUAAGACCCUUGGCACAUCCAUGUUUGUUUCAACCAUAGAUAUACAUACAUAGGAGCAUCAUUAGCGGCCUUUUCUAUGGCCCGCUAUGCAUAAGCCAUCCGCCAUAUUGGAACAGUCAAAAAAAAACAAAAAAACACUUGAGAGCAAGUUGACUGUGCGUCUGCAACCAUAGUUAUAUAUCCGAAUAUCUAUCUUCAAUAGACUUCAGCAGAUGAAAGACAAGACAAAGUCAUUUGCUAACACAACAUUAAAAAGUCACUACAGUUUAAAAACCUCUAAUAUUGAAACCAACACAUUCUCGUUAUCUAAUUUCUCCGGGAUUUUAAAUCUCUGCGGCAUUUACAACCAGAGGCUCCGCAAUAUUGUUGCAUCUUGGGAAACUCAUUGACUUUUACUGUAACUGAAAUGCUGAAGAUGGUGGACGAGUUGACAUGUCUGGAGCGCUCGAAUGUGGCAUCUACAUAUACAUACUAUGGUCAUGCGUCAUGUGUCUCCUGUGUGAGUUUGGAACGAGUUGAAAGUCUGGUAAUGUAUGAUCCUCGGUUGUUCAGUGUAUGAUGCCCAGUUUUCUCUGUAACCAAUUAUGAAUUUGGCAAGUAUAUGAUGUGUAGUGUAUUCCAGCCUUUAGUCAAACUGUUGAUGUUUAUAACAGAUAAACUGUGAAAAAAUGAUUUUUCAAAGAUGUAAAGGCCUACAUUUUACAAGAAAAUACCAUUUCAGUCUUUCUACUUCAAAAUUUCUCUUUUAAUUUCACAUUAUUAUUGUGAAAUUGAUCUGCAAUCUCUGAGUGAAAAUUGUUUCUACACCAAACAAAAAGUCGCUGUUUGGAUUCAAAUAGGCAAAUACUUAAGAGUCUAUGACUGGAUGAUUAUUGCAGCGAUUAUUAUGUUUCUAGCAUGUUAUAUGUUUGGCAACUACACACAAUGGAGUGUGUAGCUUUUUGUUUUGUUGUUAAACAACCAUGUAGGAAGACGCAUCAUAGCCGUUUUCCAGGAUGACAAUGCCAAGAGUCAUCAGGAUCACACUGUGAAAGAAUAGUUGGGAAGGAGCAUGAAGAAUCAUUUUCACACAUGAAUUUGCACCUCUGAGUCCAGACCUUAAAUUCAUUGAAAGUCUCUGGGAUGUGCUGGAGCAGUGCUCAUCUCUUGCAUUGGUCAAGAUAUUGUAUUGACAACGCAAGAGUCAAGUUUUGCCUGAUGCAUUUGCCUGGUACAAUUUGAGCCUGAUGAAUCUUGGCUUUGUCAUCCAGGAAUAUGGCCAUGAUGUGUCUUUCUACAUGGUUGUUUAAGAAAUGAAAAGCUUCACACUCCAUCAACUGGGGUUAAAAGAACCGUUGCCAAACAUUUAAACAUAAUAAUCACUGCAAUAAUGACCCAGUCAUAGACUCUUUUGCCUGUUUAAAUCCAAACAGUGAUUUUUUUGUUUUUUUUGUCCGGGCAGUGUGUAAUUUGAAGGUGACUCCAUCAUCAUUCCUUGAAAACUGAGAGCUUGCAAUGCAUUGGCUGUGCAUUUCCUUCAGUGUUUGCGCACUUGCAUAGAGUAGCAUCCGUGCAUUCGUUAUCUCACCGCACCUGCUGGCUGAUUUUUAACUAUUUAGUUAUUGCGAUGCUACUCUCCCCUUCCAUUUUUAUUUCUUAGAAGCUAGCCGUAGCCCUUUAACGGUGACGUGUUGGGCUACGUUCAAACAUCUGGCCUGGUUUUCCAGCACUACCUCAGAUAACCAAUCAGCGAGACGGUACUUCAAAGGUACUUGUGCGUCCGCCUCUCCUUACCUCUGACUCAGAGGAGCGAUAGGGAGCUUUACUUUAUAUCAUCUGUCCUUGGAAAAAGCAUUUCAUUGAGGUUUCAGGGUCUCGGUUUUGUUAAUUCAAAAAUGGCAGCUGUUAUUUUCAAAUGUUUGUCUUCAUUUAUCAAUUUUGCUUGUCAAAACUAAAUGAAUUGACUGAAUAUAUUUGGGGAAAGUUGUGAAGAUAUAUAUUUUUUUUUUUCUGUUUUGCUUUCUCUCUUUGGUCUUGUUAAGCCUGUAAUGUGUUUGGGCUGAGAAGGACUACAUUUCCCAGAAUGCUUUGCUUUCACCUCUGAGACUGAUGUUCCCUUAAAGGGUCGCUGACAUUUCAUAGAACCAGCAUACAAGCUCACCAAAAGUGCCUCUGUAACCCAUGAAAUGAACACUUCAUGAAGUUUAUUCAUAGACGUUAAUGUAGCCUGCUGUCAUGUUCACGGCAAUACCAGCCAAUGAUGUCUAUCGCCUGCAACCGUAGCAACACUCAUCUUUAAUCUGUUACCCUGAAAUCUCUGUUGUCAUAUAUUUUAAAAGCAUCCAUUAAAAGGAAUGGUCCAGGUUCAAAACUAUCAACAGUAUCUGUGACGUGCUGGAAAUAAUAUCGGGUUUUGAACCUGAAACAUUCUUUUUUGUAUAGAAGAGAAAACACUGGAAAUCUUGCCAAUGCAAACACCUGAAUGUUUUUUAUUUUUUGUCAGUAAAUGGUCAAAUUGUUCGAAGGUCUUGAUCCCUUGAACCACGAACCCCCGUGUCUCUCACAUGCCUUUUUGGCUUCAUACAGUCACAAAUGUUGCUUUUCAUCAAAAUGAGGCUGAAUCCCAAAUUAAAAAUAUAAAUAAGAUAAAAUAUAAUGAAUCCCAAUAUAUAGGGUUUCCUCAUACCCACACCUUAUGACCAGUGAGUUUCAAGGACUUUCCCAGUUUUGGUGAUUACUGGAGAAAGUUUUUUAAAAUCAUUUUAUAAAGAUUAUUGCACUCUUAAAGAGCCAUUUAUGAACCUGUUAACUGUCAACACCCUUUUUGAGCGUAGAUAUGAACUUAAAUGGUUGUAAUUCAUGAUUCUCUUUUUGCAGAUGACGGCAGAAAACACUUUUAAAAAUUAUGCAAGCUUCUUUCCGCCACUAAAUAAUAAUAAAAAAAAAAAGGUAAUUGCAAAUUUUUAUCUCACAAUUCUGACUUUUUUUCUCCAAAUUGCGAGAUUUAA
Megalobrama amblycephala (Wuchang bream) is the source of this 7492-nucleotide messenger RNA. Its product is annotated as E3 ubiquitin-protein ligase RNF43. Lineage: Eukaryota; Metazoa; Chordata; Actinopteri; Cypriniformes; Xenocyprididae. Gene Ontology annotation, molecular function: ubiquitin protein ligase activity; frizzled binding. The record is from RefSeq and is a predicted model, not a curated record. The transcript has 10 exons. Gene Ontology annotation, biological process: Wnt receptor catabolic process; ubiquitin-dependent protein catabolic process. Bases 916 to 3441 code for a protein of 841 amino acids.